AUGAAGAUGAACCGUCAUGUUUUUCCGAUCAUUCAGUCGUAUCACAAUAAUCAUCAUUCAUCUGCACGAAAGUUAUCACACGAUAACAUCUGCUCACUGGCGACAUCUAUAGACACGUUUCGAGCGACACUGAAAUUUCAUAAUUGUUCACGUUUCAAUCAAUUGAAAAGCAAGAAUGACAGUUCGACUAGUUCUUCGUCAGCGUCGAGUCGCUCAACUUCAUCGUCAUCUUCAAAUUCGUCAUCAUCCAGUAGCCGUUCAUCGUCAGCUGCGUCAUCACCCGAAAAGAAGAAAGAUCACGGCUCAGCUAAACCUAGCAAUAAUAAGGCAACUGUUAAGAAAUCGUCGGUUGAACGCGAUCUAACUGAUGAUAAGCGAAAUGCUCAGUCGAACAAUCAAACACGUCGUAGUGCUAGUCCAUCGUCACGUCGACAAGAAAAAGAAGCCACCAAGAUUUACAUUGGUAAGUUGUCUACCAAUGUAAACAAAGACCAUCUGGCUGAAAUCUUUGGAACAUUCGGAGAAAUCAAAGAGAUUGAUUUACCGUUUCAUCGGAUCCAUCCGCAUCUUCAUCGUGGCUAUGCACAUAUCGAAUAUGUGACUGCAAAUGGUGCUGAACAAGCAUGUAAAUAUAUGGAAGGCGGACAAAUUGAUGGGAAAGAAAUUGUUUGCGCUCUUGUUCAUGGACAACCACCACAUUUAUCUUCGGAUCGAAGUCGUCGAGAACGAUCACCNCCGUUCCAUCGGAUCCAUCCGCAUCUUCAUCGUGGCUAUGCACAUAUCGAAUAUGUGACUGCAAAUGGUGCUGAACAAGCAUGUAAAUAUAUGGAAGGCGGACAAAUUGAUGGGAAAGAAAUUGUUUGCGCUCUUGUUCAUGGACAACCACCACAUUUAUCUUCGGAUCGAAAUCGUCGAGAACGAUCACCCUAUCAUGGAAGACGUCGACGUUCUCCAUUACCCCCAUCACGUCAUUAUCCACCGCCAAGACGAGGUGAUCGAGAUCGUGACCGUGAUCGUGGAAGAUACAAUGAUCGGCGAGGCGGUGGUUACUCACCCCGAUCAAGAAAUUAUCGACGUGGCCAAUCACCUCCGACAUCUGGUCGACGUACUGGUGCAGGUGGAAGUGCAGCGGAGUCACCAAAGAAAAAAGAACGUCGAUAUUCACGAUCGAGUUCAAGUGAAUCCAAAUAA
Molecule: messenger RNA, 1191 nt
Organism: Adineta ricciae
Lineage: Eukaryota; Metazoa; Rotifera; Eurotatoria; Adinetida; Adinetidae
Source: the annotation of a GenBank genome assembly